UAGACAGAUCAUGUGAUAGGCCUGUAGGAUUUUUUUUUUUUUUGCCAUUUAGGUAUUAAAAAUAAUGUUGACAUUUGUUCAUUUGUUUCAGAGAUAACGUUAAAAUGCCAUUAGACACAAGGCUGACGUUUUUGAUAGUUUUGUUCUUCAAUACGUUCCCCGUGCAAGGAAAAAGCAGCCAACCACAUAUUUUGUUCGUCCUAGCAGACGAUUUUGGUUAUAACGACAUUGGGUAUCAUGGUUCUGAGAUAAAAACACCGAAUUUGGAUAAGCUUGCUGGAGAUGGUAUUAUAUUGGAGAAUUACUACGUGCAGCCGAUCUGUACACCAACAAGGAGUCAACUUCUCUCUGGCAGAUAUCAGAUACACACAGGUCUUCAGCAUGGUAUCAUUUGGCCCUCACAACCAAAUGGAUUGCCUCUGGACAGCCCAAUACUGCCACAGAAACUGAAGGAAGUGGGAUACUCAACACAUGCUGUAGGGAAAUGGCAUGUUGGUUUUUACAAGAAAGAAUAUCUACCAACCAGCAGAGGAUUUGACUCUUACUUUGGAUAUUUGACGGGCAGUGAGGAUUACUAUACUCACCAUCGCUGUUAUGGUAAAAUGUGUGGAAUGGACCUACGAGAAAACGCUAUUCCAGCUAACUACUCUGGGAUAUACUCCACAUAUCUUUUUGCCCAGAAAGCAGCUGACAUUGUCCAAAAACACGAUUCAGAUCAGCCUCUGUUUUUGUAUCUGCCAUUCCAAUCAGUCCAUUCCCCAUUGCAAGUACCAGAGAAGUACAUACAGCCGUACUUGCACAUUAAAGAUGAAAAAAGGAGGAAGUAUGCUGGAAUGGUUGCUGCCAUGGAUGAAGCCAUUGGGAAUCUAACAGAGGUUUUCAAACAGAAAGGAAUUUGGAAUAAUACUCUGAUGGUUUUUUCAACUGAUAACGGUGGUCAAAUCCUAGAGGGCGGAAACAACUAUCCACUGAGGGGAUGGAAAGCAUCUCUGUGGGAGGGAGGAAUGCAUGGGGUGGGGUUUGUUCAUGGCCAGAUGUUAAAGAAAAAGGGGAUAGUUUCUAAAGCAUUGAUGCAUGUCACAGACUGGUUCCCUACCCUCGUCUCACUGGCUGGUGGUAAUUUGAAUGGAACGAAACCUCUGGAUGGUGUUGAUCAGUGGAAAACAAUAAGUGAAGGGUCAGCUGUUAACCAAAGGAGUUCGAUCCUACACAACAUCGACCCGUUGUUUCAACCAGUGGGACAUAGACUCCCAAAGAGCCCGUUCGACAAUAGAAUUCGAGCUGCUGUACGCUUUGGAGACUGGAAACUUAUAACUGGCAGUCCAGGAAAUGGUAGCUGGGUUCCACCACCUCACAUGAAGUCGCUGCAUCAGAUGGAAGAUAACAGUGAACCUCCAGAAAAGAACAUCUGGUUGUUUAACAUUACUGCUGAUCCCUAUGAACACAAAGAUGUGGCUCAUAUCAACCCUAAGGUUGUCAUGCAAAUGUUGGAUCUUCUAGCUCAGUAUAACCAAACAGCGGCACCCUGCAGAUAUCCGAAAAUGGAUGAAAAGGCAAAUCCAAAGUAUCUGGGUGGAUACUGGGGACCAUGGCUUUGAUUGGUACAUUUGUAUUACAUUCCCUUACACAUUCAUUACAUAAAGACAGUGUAAGCUGUGGGUGUCUCUGGUUCUUAUUAUAGGAUAUAUGUAACAUUUUCAAUAAGUUAAUUAUGGUACCUUUAUUUGCAAUGUACAAGGAACUUUUGUGAUAUGAAUGUUUGAGUUAAAGUGCUUGUGCUAGAAUUUUUGUUUAAAAUAUCCGAUCUAGUAAUGUUAUAGGUUGCCUUUGUGACUUCAGUGUGUCACUGGAAACCAAUUUUUAUUCACAUGCAAGAAGACUAUGUGAGGUGGACAAGAUUGAACCUCUUUUUCACAAAUAGUUCUCAGGAUUUACUCAUCCUUCAAUGCUUUCUUGUACCAGUUUAAGAUUAUUUGUCUAAAAAUAGGUCCCCACCAAUAGAGGUUGGUUCACAGUUUAUACUUGUAUUGUUUUCUGUUCCUAUUUAAGGUGGCUCGACACACCAAUGCAUUAUUUGAUGGAUCGAUGAAGAAUUCUCUUUGAGAAAUGAUUAUUCAAAAAUGACACCUAUAUCGGCCUCUGAUUAUUUUAUAUGAAUGUUUUUGUAUUGUUUUAUAGAAACCGGAAACAUCGUUUUAACUGCGAACAAGAUAUAUUAGAGCUAAAAAUUUGUUAUCAAUUAAUGCACAAU
Magallana angulata is the source of this 2251-nucleotide messenger RNA. Its product is annotated as arylsulfatase B-like. Lineage: Eukaryota; Metazoa; Mollusca; Bivalvia; Ostreida; Ostreidae. The transcript is spliced from 8 exons. Bases 105 to 1598 code for a protein of 497 amino acids. The record is from RefSeq and is a predicted model, not a curated record.